AUGACUAAGCGGUUAAGUGAAGCAGAAAAAAAAUCUAGAAAACCUGUACAAAGAGCUUGUGUUUAUUGUCAUAAUAAACAUUUACAAUGCGAUUCAUCCAGACCUUGUAAAAAUUGUGUUAAGCGUGGAGUUCAAGAAACUUGUAAAGAUAAAGAAAGAAAAAAAAGAGUCGUUACCAAAAAAAAACCUAAUAUUAUUUUUAAAUCACAGAACCUAAUAAAAAAUUUAAAUAGGGAAAUUCCUAACAGAAACCCUAAAACUGGUACCGGUAAUUAUGUUUCAUCACAAACAAUUGUUAUUGGAAAUCUCACUUCAAUCGCAGACAAUAAUAAAGUUAAUCACAAACAAAAAAACAUGCACCCAUUAAGUUGUAAUACAUCAAUUUCCAAUCUGAUUAAUUUGUCAAAGUCCGAUUUCUCAAAUUCACCAAUGACUUCAUCGCCCAAUGAACCUUCUUUCAAUAACAUCCUUAAUAAGAUGCAUAAUUUCAAAAACCCACACGGUAAUAGGAAAAUAACAAGCGUAAAACCACUUUCAAAGGUUGUAUUCCCCUCCAGUACAGACAAAACUUCAAAAUCAUCCUUUUCAGACUUAUCAACUAUUAAAAAUCCAAAAAGUUUAUCGUUACCAACUGAGCAAGUUGCAAAUCCUGAAAUUAAAAAUGGCUUAACAUCAAAUCUAAACUCAAAAUUAGCAUGUUUGCCCGGUAAUUUCAGUACCACGUGCGAUUCUCAUUUAUCAGUAAAUGACUCUAGUACCAUUUUGAACCAUUCCUCUUUACCAAAAACAUCCAGUACGUCUAAUUUGUUAAAUACAACUCCUGGUACCAAUAAACCAAACCAUUUCGAUGGUGGUAAUAUAUUAUACAAAAAUGUUAAAACACGUAUGGGAAAUAAUAUUGGUGAAGAUACUGAAACGUUAAAAAAUAAUAAUGAUAAUAAUAAUAAUAAUUUUGGUAGCACGUUUGGUCCCACUUCUAUGAACAUUGGCACCAAUAACAUAAACAAUAACCCCUCUAUUUUUAUAAAUAAUAAAAAUAGCGCAAAAGAUAAUGUAUUUGAUAGCAACUGGACAAACGAAGAAUAUAAUAAAUUAACCGAUAUUUUAAAGACACCUAUUGCAUCCUCUCCUGCUGGAGAUUCUAGAGUAAAUAGCAGCACAAGCUUACAUUUAUUGGAACAACAAACAAAUUCUUUGCUAGAUAAUGGAUUGAAACAAUUAAAUUGGUCUACAUCUGCAAUGGGCUUCAAUUUUUUUAAUAAUGGAUAUAAUACCAAUAUCAGAGAUGAUAGACCAAACUCUGGUUCUUUUCAAUUACAUAAUGGACACUGCUCUUUGGAAAACAAUCGAUUGAAUACCGUUAACACUAAUUACCAUGUCAAUGAUAAUUAUGAUACUGCCACAACUGAGAUGGAAAAAUUAAAAAGAACUUCUUCACGGCCACAUAUUGCCUUAGAAAUGUCGAGAGAUGAGUCUGUACUUCAACUAGUCCAACAACAAUCUUUUAUGCAAAAAAACCCCCCUGAUAAUGCCAAUAUAAAUAAUGAUCAAGUAUUUACUUAUUCUGUUGAUACUAAUAGUUUUACGACACCUACAGCUACCUUAUCUAAUGUUACCACUUCCUCCAAUAAUAAUAAUAAUAAUAAUAAUAAUAAUAAUAAUAAUACGCCUUCUCCUCAUAGUAUUAAAACUACUGCUUCAUUAAAUUCACAACACCCUUUGUCAUCCCCUAAUAUCAAUUUAACUCCAAAGUUACCCGAAAAAAACGCCAGCACUGCUACUUUUUCUAAAAACAAUAUAUUUAAUAAUCCAAGGUUAGUGAGAAAAGUUGUACAUGCACCACAAGAUUUGUACGAAUAUCAAAGCAUAUUAAAACCACAUAGCUAUAGGCGCACAUACCUAAAGUUAUUGGAAUAUUUAAAGGGAAGAUUUGAGCCAAAUGUUUUACAAUAUAUAGCAAAAUCCAUGUCACAUUAUUAUAUACCCCUUUUUGUUACCUUAACCUCCACAUUAAUUGAAAAGGAUUUAAUUUUACAAGAAUUAACGUUACAAAGAACAUUGAUAGAAUAUGAAAAUAUGGUCAAACUAGUUAGCUGUACACCAAUGUGCAUUUGGCGACGUUCCUGUGAAAUAUGUUUUGUCAGCAACGAAUUUUGUAGUCUAACUGGGUUUAAUAAGGACGAAGUUUAUAAUAGAUUUUUUUUGGAAUUUUUAGAUGAUGAAAGCUGCAUAGAUUAUUUUGAACUUUUUCAUGAAAACUUAGCAUUUGGCUUACAGAAUAAUAAGCGUCAGCAAAGGGAUCAAGGAGUGAAGAGACACAAUAAACAUGGCAAUAUCGGAAAUCACAGUCAAAUCACCGAUGGGAACGCCAUGUUUUCAGAAUGUAGCUUAUUAGUCAAAAAUGGAACUUUUUUGAAAUGUGCGUGUAUAUGGACAAUUAAAAGAGACUGUUUUAAUAUUCCUAUGUUAAUUAUAGGUCAAUUUUUACCUAUAUUCGAAAUAUAA
Saccharomycodes ludwigii is the source of this 2505-nucleotide messenger RNA. RefSeq names its product Gsm1p (gene GSM1). The transcript has a single exon. The coding region runs from base 1 to 2505 and encodes 834 amino acids. The record is from RefSeq and is a predicted model, not a curated record. Lineage: Eukaryota; Fungi; Ascomycota; Saccharomycetes; Saccharomycodales; Saccharomycodaceae. Gene Ontology annotation, biological process: regulation of DNA-templated transcription. Gene Ontology annotation, molecular function: DNA-binding transcription factor activity, RNA polymerase II-specific; zinc ion binding.